Hirundo rustica (Barn swallow) is the source of this 963-nucleotide messenger RNA. RefSeq names its product taste receptor type 2 member 40-like. Gene Ontology annotation, cellular component: membrane. The record is from RefSeq and is a predicted model, not a curated record. Gene Ontology annotation, molecular function: G protein-coupled receptor activity; bitter taste receptor activity. Bases 1 to 963 code for a protein of 320 amino acids. The transcript has a single exon. Lineage: Eukaryota; Metazoa; Chordata; Aves; Passeriformes; Hirundinidae. Gene Ontology annotation, biological process: sensory perception of taste; G protein-coupled receptor signaling pathway; detection of chemical stimulus involved in sensory perception of bitter taste.
AUGGAAGCUUGUUACUCUCCACAGCAACACAAUGUCACCUCAUAUGGGGCCACAACUGUGGCCAUCACCACCCUGGAGGCGUUUGCUGGCAUGUGGAUAAAUGCUUUCAUCGUUUCUGUGCUUUGCAUUGGCUGGAUCAAAAAGAAAACCCUGAACUCAAAUGAGAAGAUCUUGCUGCUGUUGGGAUGCUCCAGGUUUUGUUCUUUGUGGUUCUCAUGGGCAUAUUCAUUUCUUUCAUUUAUUUAUCCUAAUUACCUUUAUGUUCACCCCAGACUUCAACUAGCUUUAUUUUUUCAAGCAUUUUUUACUCAUUGCAACUUGUGGUUUUCUGCCUGUCUUUGUGCUUUUUAUUGUGUAAAAAUUGCCAAUUUCAGGAACAGCUUCUUCAUCUACCUGAAAGUAAAAAUUGACAGGAUGGUGCCCUGGCUCUUCUUGGGGUCAGGGAUUCUAUCUCUGGCUAUCGGCAUCAUUGCCUAUGACGUUGCUGAUAAACCGCACUGCAAUAACCUCAAUUCCACCGGACAAGGAAAUUUUGGGAGUGCAAAUAUUAAAAUGGAUACAUAUUUUUUCCCUUCUUUUUUUCUCACUGGCUUUGAAUAUGCUGCUUCAUUCAUGGCAGUCAUCUUUGCUGCUGUUUUCCUUCUCUUUUCUCUCUGGAGACACAAAUGCAAGAUGCAGACAAACUCCAUGAAGGACCUCAGCAUGGAAGCCCACAUCAGAGCAAUGAAAUCUAUUUUCUCCUUCUUAGUGAUGUACAGCAUCAACUUUGUAUGUUUGGUGUUAAAAAUGGUUUAUGUGACAAAGAAGGGAAGUUACAUGACAUUUCUCAUUGUAGUAUUUCAGUACACUUUUCCGAGUCUUCACUCCCUUAUUCUGAUUUUCAGCAAUCCCAAAUUAGAAAAGACACUGCUAAAGAUUCUUCCUUUAGAUAGAAGUGUGAAGCGCAAGGUUUGUAUGAGUUAG